CACAUUUGUUGAUAUGAAUACUUACACUAACUAAAUAUUACUAUUUGUAUUUAAAUGCAGUAAUGUAUAAUAUUGUGUUUAGUUGUUUCAAAGUGUAUGUAACUGUAUGGGCAUGAUGCAAAAGAAGGAAUAAAAUUUAUCCGCUGUAUUAUCACUAGGUGGCGCUAAUAUAUCUGUGUGAGAUGUCUUGUAUAUGAUGGAUACAUAUCGUCUAACUAUCAUCUCUUCUAUUUACAAAUUGCUUGCAUGGAAGCGUUAUUUAUAUUCCACGAUAGCAUGGACGUUUAUAACUCAUAUAUUAUCAGUGUAUAUUUGGUUUUAAGACAUCAUGAUCUAUAUUUGAGCAAAUACCAUGUUUAGGCGUAAAAAUAUAGCUCUCUUUGCGGCGUCUGUUGUCUUUUGUGGCCUAUUCAUAAGCAUUAAAGGCCAAGAACUUGGUGUACUACCUUUUUUCUUUCCGAAUAACGUAGCAGAAGGACAAAAAGUACUUGUAACUUGUACUCCAAGUAGCGAAAGUCGUCCAGUAAAGUCAAAGUGGUUGCGGAAUGGGUCAGAGGUUAAGGAAAAUGAGCGCAUAAAAAUAACUGAUUACGCAGACUUUUCCACUCUCAUGAUUAGUCCUGUUGCAAGUGACGAUAGUGGUAACUAUACUUGCGUUGUUAGCGAAGAUUACAAGACUGCAAGCUAUACAGCUGAGCUUAUCAUACAAGGCCCACCCUCUUGGAUAAAAAAGCCUUCAAGCAAAGAAACAGUAGUUGGAAAAAAUAUUACAUUCGAAUGUAUGGCUAACGGAAGACCAUCACCUAUAAUUACAUGGAAGAAAAAUUUUGGUAAUGAAGCAAAUUCAAAUCAAGAUUUAAACAAUGGUGGAAAAUACAUCAUUGACAAAGGUUUAUUAAUGAUACUCAAUGUACAAAAAGAAGAUCAAGGUAUAUAUCAUUGUUUGAUCUCAAAUGGCGUAGGAAAUAGUUUGCAAGAGACUGCCACUUUGUCUGUACUUAGUAAGUAACAAAAAUUGCAAGAGAGAAAUCCUAACUCUUAACGUUUAUCUUCCUAAAAGUAAUUUCAAGAAAUAUAAAUCCAGUUUUUUUAAUACAGUGCUAAAAUUUUAUUUAUAUAAUUUAAGCCAAAUAAAGAUUUUAUCUAUUUAACUACGUUCAUUUAGUCCAUUUUUAUGCAAACAUAUGUUUCAUUCAAAAUCUCAUGUAGUCGUACGAAAUUUAGAAAACGUAUUUUUCUUAAAUACGAAAAUAUAGAAAUAAUAUGAGUUUACGAUUUUUAACGAAUCGUAACACGGGGCGGCGCCACAUGACAGUAUUGAAUGGUAUUUUUCUGUAUGUACGUAUUUUGUCACGUCUUGAUUCCCUAUUUUCAGUGAUAAUACGAUGCAAACUGAUCUGAUCAUUCUAACAUUAAGCUUAUAACUUUAAUACUAACGCCUUUGCUAUCUUUGUUUCUGAUACGCUAUUAUGCACAUGAUCUGGAGACUAUGCAGCGAGUAAUACUUCGUUUAUGCUAUCUGAUGUUUCUCAUAGGACAAUAUGUCAAAUUUGUACUGACAAAUGAUGGUAAGUAAGAAUUUUAUUUAUCUCUUUAAAAAUUAUUACUAUAUACAGAUUAUUACUAUAUACAGAUAUUGUGAGACUUAAGCUUAAGAAAUAAAUUUCAAUGCUUAAUUUUAAGUUAUUGAAAUCAAUGGUGAUUGAAAAUUUGAGUUGAUGUUGCAGAAACCUUUAAUUCUUAUUUUUAAGCAAAUUUCAUAUGUAUUGAAACUAAGUUGGAUUUCUUAUUAUUUUAGGUUUGCCACAAAUACAGCCUUUUUUCUUUCCUGAAGCGUUAAGCUCCGGACAAAAGACAAGCAUCAGUUGUGCUCUGAAUAAAGGCAGUCAACCUCUACAAUUUCGUUGGA
This is a messenger RNA of Stegodyphus dumicola, 1909 nucleotides long. RefSeq names its product cell adhesion molecule Dscam1-like. Gene Ontology annotation, cellular component: plasma membrane; synapse; axon. Gene Ontology annotation, biological process: synapse assembly; homophilic cell-cell adhesion; axon guidance. The record is from RefSeq and is a predicted model, not a curated record. Gene Ontology annotation, molecular function: cell-cell adhesion mediator activity. NCBI's taxonomy places the organism in Eukaryota, Metazoa, Arthropoda, Arachnida, Araneae, Eresidae.